CCCCCCUCCAAGCCAUGCAGCAGCGGCGACUUUAACAAAACUCAUUCCCCACCAACACCACUCUCCCUCUUCACAAUGUCCAAAUUCGGUGUGCUGGUCAUGGGCCCCGCGGGCGCCGGCAAGACCACCUUCUGCAGCUCUCUCAUCACGCACCUCCACCACAACCGCCGGUCCUCCUUCUACAUCAACCUGGACCCCGCCGCGGAGACCUUCGACCACGAGCCCGACCUGGACAUCAAAGACCUGAUCUCCCUCUCCGACGUGAUGGAGGAAAUGGGGCUGGGGCCCAACGGGGGUCUAAUCUACUGUUUCGAGUUCCUCCUCGAGAACCUCGAUUUCAUCACCGAAGCUAUCGAUCCGCUGUCCGAGGAGUACCUUAUUGUAAUCGAUAUGCCGGGCCAGAUCGAGCUAUACACGCAUGUCCCUGUGCUGCCGGCGCUGGUGAAGCAUCUCACGAUGCAGGGGGGGUUGAGUGUUAAUCUCGCGGCGGCAUAUUUGCUCGAGGCAACAUUUGUAGUUGAUCGGGCGAAGUUUUUUGCGGGGACACUGUCGGCGAUGUCAGCGAUGAUUAUGCUAGAAGUCCCCCACGUUAACAUCCUCUCCAAAAUGGACCUAGUAAAAGGACAAGUCGGCAAGCGGGAGCUCAAGCGCUUCCUCGACCCCGACGCAUCACUCCUAGACGACGACCCCUCUGACCUUGGCGGUGGAGAGGAGCCGGGCGUGGGUGAUCCGCUAGAGAACGGGAGUAUGAUGCGCGGGGAGAGUUUCCGGCGCUUGAAUCGCGCGGUGGCGGGGUUGAUUGAGAGUUUUAGCAUGGUGUCGUAUUUGAGGCUUGAUGUGCAGGAUGAGGAUAGUGUGGGGGCUAUCUUGAGUUAUCUCGAUGAUGCGAUUCAGUAUCAUGAGGCGCAGGAGCCGAGGGAGACGGGCGAUUUGGCGGAGAUCGAGUAUGAGGAUGGGGAUGUGGGGGAGUAGGGUGUUGGAGGUCUAGGGGAGGGGGGUGCUGGUUGGGUGGAUUAUGCAUUUGUUUGGAGUUUUGGGGGUAUAAAGUGGGAUGGGUUCGCAUAGCGGGGGCGUUAUAUUGGUGCCCAUCUGAGAGCUGUUUGGGAUUUUUUGUAGAACAAGUAUAUUCGGCUUGAAAAUGAAUACUUGUACAAGUGUUGAGAUAAGACUGGGAAAAUUCAUGACGACAACACCAGGGAUCCAGCUCAACAUCACCCCACGAAGUCACAACAUACAAGUCAUAUCAUACCAGUAAAACAAAUAUAAUUACCCAGCCACCCACUCAUCCCCCAGCGCACAGCUAGAGCGACAGCCA
Messenger RNA from Pseudogymnoascus verrucosus, 1315 nucleotides. RefSeq names its product ATP binding protein (gene FET5). Gene Ontology annotation, molecular function: GTPase activity. NCBI's taxonomy places the organism in Eukaryota, Fungi, Ascomycota, Leotiomycetes, Thelebolales, Thelebolaceae. Bases 76 to 972 code for a protein of 298 amino acids. The transcript has 2 exons. The record is from RefSeq and is a predicted model, not a curated record.